This is a messenger RNA of Varanus komodoensis (Komodo dragon), 1853 nucleotides long. RefSeq names its product protein EOLA1-like. The transcript is spliced from 3 exons. NCBI's taxonomy places the organism in Eukaryota, Metazoa, Chordata, Lepidosauria, Squamata, Varanidae. Bases 117 to 593 code for a protein of 158 amino acids. The record is from RefSeq and is a predicted model, not a curated record.
CCCGCCCAGGCGGAGGCCGCGGCGCAGCGAAGAGCUGCCAGGCCAGGCCGCUCGCCAGCUCGGCCGCCUGAGGCAAUGCUAACAAAAGGCAAAGAAGGUGACGAUGCUGAAGAAAAAUGAAGGUGGCUUGCCUUUCCUUCCGACAACCCUAUGCUGGCUUUGUUUUAAACAAAGUCAAAACAAUAGAGACCCGCUGGCAACCGUUAUUGGCUGCAUAUGAGGCCUGCACCCUCGCCGUCCACAUCGCUUUUAAAGAUUGGGAUGAUGAAGCCUGGAAAGCAAUCCUCACGAGUAGACUGGGCAUGAUACAGAGUCAAAUUGAAGCAUUAUUAGAUGAUGGUGAGAAGUUUGGUAGAGGUGUUAUUGCUGGGCUCGUUGACAUCAGAGAGACAUACCAGUGUCCCGAACAUUUGCAUCCUGAAGAAGCUUUGAUAUUAGAAAAUAAAGCCAUCCUGUCAGGCCUGCAGCAGAAAUACUUGACUGUUAUUUCAAACCCAAGAUGGCUGCUGGAACCCAUUCCUAUGAAAGGGCGCAAAGGUGUCUGGCAGGUGGACAUCCCAGAGGAACUGAUUCCUUCUGUGGAACAAUUUUGAAAGUGUUGUCUUUAUGGGUCAAGUCAAAUGCAGCUCUAUUCUGAACUGGAAUAACUUACUUUAAUGGCUGGACAUAGAGGGUAUAGUUUAAAAAACUGGGGAGCAAGCACCUGACAUCUGGCUGGGAUCACUGCUGCGUACAAGGAGUAUUCACGCAGUGGUUGGAGUCACUGGGAAUGUGAAGUUUACUGAAAUUUCUCAUGUUGGGUAAUUAUGAACAAACAAAAUGCAUGUUAUGCAAUACACUGUUGUGUGGUUUUUAACCAAGCAAAUUAACAGAUACUCAGUUGACCUCACUUUCUCCCUCAAACCUUCAGUCCAGUAACCUGGCUCCCUUUGGGUAUUGGAUGCAAGAAUAAAGGGCUACACCUACCCAGCAAAAAAACUCUGCUGUAACCCUUGGCACAGUCUGUGUUUUUCUGGAAUGGGAAUGUAGCCAUUGGAAAGCUGACCGUUAAAUUCUAUGCAGCUGCUAGGAAUUCUGAGCCAGGAAAAAAGAUGACAACUAUCCACAACAUCACAUUAGAAUUCCUAGCAGAAACAGGAAGUUUACCCAAAGCCAUACAUAGCAAAGGGCUAAGUACCCUAAUCUCCAGUGAUGGACACCCUUUCAGAUAGUAAGCAAGCUCAGGAGGCCCUCCAGAGAACUUUGCCUCUGGGCUUGAAUGGCUCCAGCCACCUGUCUGUUUGGUCCUUAAAAGAUUCAUUCAAUAAGAACUCUCCAUCCCUCUUGCCAAACUCUUUUGUGUACUUUCCUCCGAAGCAUUCACCUUCUGUCCCACUCCUUUACUCUUAGUGUCCCUCUGAAGUGCUCGCUUCCCAUCCAAUCCUCCCCUCCCAUAUCCAUGGGGGCAAUGCCACACUCAAGCUAUUUCUCUAGUGCUCAUUAAAAUGGGUAGGCAGAAAACACCUCCCCAAAAGUACUGGGCUUCGACACCCAAUAUUUCUGCUAUUGGCCAUGAUGACAGAAGCUUCUGGGAGCGGAUGUUCAAAACAUCUGCAGAUCUAGGUCCUGCCCACCCCUACAGUACCAAAGUAAGAUGCCUUUUGGAUAAAGGCUGCUCUCAUUUUGAUUAUUUGGGCCACUGCAUUGUCUUUAACAUGCAUAUAAAAUAGGGUUAAGCUUCAUAUGAGUAUUGCCAUUCAUAAACAUUCUCCCAAUGCAACUGUUACCGUGUAGAAUAAGUUACAGCCUUCUGUGGCUCCCAAACAGGUGAAUUGCAUGAAUGACUCUUGGCAAAUAAAGAAUUUCAGUUGUAA